Messenger RNA from Camelina sativa (false flax), 946 nucleotides. RefSeq names its product putative WRKY transcription factor 51. The record is from RefSeq and is a predicted model, not a curated record. Gene Ontology annotation, molecular function: sequence-specific DNA binding; DNA-binding transcription factor activity. NCBI's taxonomy places the organism in Eukaryota, Viridiplantae, Streptophyta, Magnoliopsida, Brassicales, Brassicaceae. Gene Ontology annotation, biological process: regulation of DNA-templated transcription.
UUUUUUUCUUUAUAUGAAUAAAAGACCAUUAACUCUUUCUCUCCUCUUCUUCACUUGCUCUAUACUAGUUCUUUACCUUUAAGACUCUCUCUCUCUCUCUCUCUCGAUUGUUUUUUUUCUUCUUUCAUUUGCUAAAGAAAAAAAAAACAUGGAUAUCUCUCAAAACCCUAGCUUCACAUGCUUCUCCGAUGAAAACUUUAUUAAUCCUUUCAUGGACAACAAUGAUUUCUCGAAUUUGAUGUUCUUCGACGUCGAUGAAGGAGGCAACAAUGGAUUAAUCGAUGAGGAGAUUUCAUCUCCGACAAGCAUCAUUUCGUCGGAGACAUUUACCGGUGAAAGCGGCGGUUCCGGCAGCGCAACAACGUUGAUUAAAAAGGAAUCAACAAAAAAUAGGGGAAGUAAAGAGAGUGAGACGAAGGAGAUGGGUCAUCGAGUUGCAUUUAGAACGAGAUCGAAGAUUGAUGUGAUGGAUGAUGGUUUUAAAUGGAGGAAGUAUGGGAAGAAAUCUGUCAAAAACAACAUUAACAAGAGGAAUUACUACAAAUGCUCAAGUGAAGGUUGCUCGGUGAAGAAGAGGGUGGAGAGAGAUAGUGAAGAUGCAGCUUAUGUAAUCACAACAUACGACGGAGUCCAUAAUCAUGAGAGUCCAUCUCACGUCUAUUACAACGAGAUGGUUUUGUCUUAUGAUCAUGACAAUUGGAACCAACACUCUCUUCUUCAAUGUUAAUCCAAAAGCUAUCCUCCUCAUUGAGAUUGUAAGAUAGAGCUACGACGAUUAUAUGUAAUCUCAAUGCCUCAUGUAAUUUUAUAGGUAUAAUAACGGAGUUGUUCAAUGUAUGUAUAUGGAUAUGAAGCAUAAAUCUUGUUGUUCGCUAAUACCAAAUCCUAAUUAGUGUACAGUUGAAAAUUUGCAAUGUUGUAUGGUCGUAUGAUUUUUAAAGAUCAA